Pipistrellus kuhlii (Kuhl's pipistrelle) is the source of this 4675-nucleotide messenger RNA. It is a transcript of the gene IRF2BP2, whose product is annotated as interferon regulatory factor 2 binding protein 2. Bases 16 to 2175 code for a protein of 719 amino acids. Gene Ontology annotation, cellular component: nucleus. The transcript has 5 exons. Lineage: Eukaryota; Metazoa; Chordata; Mammalia; Chiroptera; Vespertilionidae. Gene Ontology annotation, molecular function: transcription corepressor activity. The record is from RefSeq and is a predicted model, not a curated record. Gene Ontology annotation, biological process: regulation of transcription by RNA polymerase II.
CAGCCGGGGCGCAGAAUGGCCACCCUUUUAAAACGCGGGGUGAUGAGCAUGAUGUUUCCCCCAAAAAAAAACGGGCCGGGAGGGGAAAGCGCGAUCGAGGUUGGCGGCGGCUGGAGACACGCAGCCCCGCGCGGGCGGAGCGGGUUCUCCCCGCGGCGCUGGGGCUGCGCGCGGGGGCGGGGCGGGCGCGGGGGCGCGCGGGGCGGGCGGGCGGGCGGGCGGGGCGCGCGCCGGGCGGAGGGGAGGGGGCCGCGCAGGCGCCGUGCGGGGCUGUCGAAGAAUCGAGCCCGUAGAAGUGGGGCGGCGCGGCGGCGGCGCGGCAGCAGCAGCCCCGGCGGCGGCGCAGCGGCGGGCGGAGCGCGGAGAGCGCGCGCUGGAGAGCGGCGGCGGCGACGCCCGGAGCGGAGGGAGCAGCGCAGCGACCGGGGCCCGGAGCACCGCCUGCCCGCCGCCGCCUCCUCGGCGCGGCAUGCCUCGCCGCUCGGGCUGAGCCUGCCCCCGCGGCCGGCCCCCGCCCCCAGGCCUCCCCGCACUCCGCCGCCGCCGCGACCUGCUGCGCUCGCCCGCGCCCGCGCGGCCCGUCUUCGCCCCGGUCUGGAGGCCCGCCGCCCCGGCCGAGCCCCCGCCAAGGCCGCCGCGCCCGCCGCCGCCGCCGCCGCCCCGCCGCCGCCGCUGUCGGCCAAGGACCUGCUGCUGCAGCCGCCGCAGCUCGGCCCGGAGGCGGCCGCCGCGCGCGCCCCGCAGGCGCUGGAGCGCUACCCGCUGGCGGCCGAGCGCCCGCCGCCGCGCCUGGGCCUCGGCCCCGCGGACUUUGCCGGCUCCGGGGCCUCCCGAUCGGGCCUGGCGCCGCCGCCGCCGGGGACGGUGAACGGCAUCCUGGUGCCCAACGGCUUCGCCAAGCUGGAGGAGCCGCCCGAGCUGAGCCGCCAGAGCCCCACGCCGCGCCGCGGCCACGCCGCGCCGCCCACGCUGGUGCCGCUGGUGAACGGCGCGGCCGCGCUGGGGCUCGGGGGCCGCGCCUCCGCCGCGCUGGUCGCCGUGUCCGGCCCCGCGGCCGGCGGCCUGGGCGCCGCGGAGCUGGCCGUGCACAAGCGGCCCGCGUCCGUGUCCGGCGAGCACGAGCCCCGCGAGGCCGCGGCUGCAAAGGACAAGGCGCCGCCGCCGCCGCCCGCGCACCGCGGCCCCGCCGACGGCCUGGGAGCCUCCGGGGCCGGGGCCGGGCCCGCGGAGCUGGGGUCCGAGGCUGCAGCAGCGGGCAAGGGCCGCGCGCCCCCCCCCGGGGACCAGGACUGGGUGUCGCGGCCCAAGACGGUGCGGGACACGCUGCUGGCGCUGCACCAGCACGGCCACGCGGCCGCCUUCGAGGGCAAGUUCAAGAAGGAGCCGCCGCUGAGCGCAGGCAGGUUGCUGGGGUUCGAGGCCGGCGGGGCCAGCGGGUCGAAAGCAGUGGCCAGAACAGCGAGGAAAAGGAAGCCCUCCCCGGAGCCGGAAGGGGACGUGGGGCCCCCGAAGAUCAACGGCGAGGCCCAGGCGUGGCUGUCCACGUCGGACGGGCUCAAGAUCCCCCUGAACUCCACCUCCUCCUCCUCCUCCUUCGUGUCCCCGCCGCCCCCCACCGCCUCGCCCCAUUCCAGCCGCACCACCACGCCGCCCGACGCCGCCGCCCAGAACGGCCAGUCGCCCAUGGCCGCCCUCAUCCUGGUGGCGGACAACGCGGGGGCCAGCGGCCACGCCCCCAAAGAUGCCAGCCAGGUCCACUCCAGCAGCGCCCGCCGGAACAGCACCAGCCCGCCCUCGCCGUCCGCCGUGAACCAGAGAAGGCUGGGGGGCCCCCGGGAGGCGGGGGGCACGGGCGGGGGCGGCCUGGAGCCCGCGCCCCCCGCCGGCCUCCCGGACUCCUCGCUGGCGGCCGGCGCCCCGCUGUGCUGCACGCUGUGCCACGAGCGGCUGGAGGACACCCACUUCGUGCAGUGCCCCUCGGUGCCCUCCCACAAGUUCUGCUUCCCCUGCUCCAGACAGAGCAUCAAGCAGCAGGGCGCCAGCGGCGAGGUGUACUGCCCCAGUGGGGAGAAGUGCCCGCUGGUGGGCUCCAACGUGCCCUGGGCCUUCAUGCAGGGCGAGAUCGCCACCAUCCUGGCCGGCGACGUGAAAGUGAAGAAGGAGCGGGACUCGUGACUGCCCGGACUGUGUCUCUCUCUCCAUCUAUAUAUAUAUACAAACAUAUAUAUAUGUCUCUCUCUCCGAGACAAGGGGAAAAUGUAGACUUCAUCAACAUGGGUGUAUAAUUCCGAUUUCUUUUUUUUUUUUUUGGAAUACAUUGUGUUUCUAUAUAUAUAUAUAUAUUUUUUUUUUUUUUUUUUUUUUUUUUGACAACGACAGGUAUGUACUUAUUCGAGGCAUUUCCUCCUCACGUGACCGUUCCUCGCCGCGCUCUGUGCGUCCCGAUCCCGGUGACAGGGACGACCGUCCGUCCGGUGUAGGCUGUGACUCUCUCGCUGCUUUGUUAGAGCACUUGGCAAACCCCCACCCCCCCAGAACCGCUUCUAGCCGUGAUGUGUGAUGCACUUACUUUAAAAAGGAAAGAAAGAAAAAAAAAAAAAAAGCCGAACACAUCCUCUGACGGCAUAAGAUUGGCCUUACUGUCUGUCAUUCCGUGUGGCUGGCCCCCGUCUCAGGCUGGAGGCCGACGGGGGGAGGAGGAGAGGGAGUGAGGGAGAUGGCACCGCUGUGAGGCGGGCACACCACCCCUGGGCAGCCCCCCAAAAAAACCCGCUGUCCCCCAGAAAGGAAAGGGGAGGAUGGAUGGUUGUGAGUCUUGUCUUUGUUUUGCUUUUCAAGUUCUCGGUUGUUGGUUGAGAUGUUGAGGAUUCUGCCUGGGGGUUGAGGACUCUGCCUGGGGGUCGGGGGUUGCUGCUGAGAGAUUUUGGGGGGGGACGGUGUGGUUUGGAGGGAGCCUUCUCCAUAUUGUUUAAGGCCACGUUGGCCACGGCUCCCUCGCUGCCCGCGCCAUCAGUUGUGAGGUUUCUGACGCUGCAUGCUCGUCGGUUACAUAACAGCCGGUGGCGGCAGGCGCUGUGCAGAUGGCACUGCCAUCUCCCCCGGGGCCUGGCACCGCCUCCUUGUAAACACCCCGGGCUCAGCUCUGCCCUUGGGAAUCGUGGCCGUAGGGAUCCCAGUCCCAGUGAACUCUCGGAGAUGAUGGCAGGGGUUGGUUUCGUUUCUGGUCUGUGUUGUGUUUUGUUGCGUUUUUUUUUUUUUAUUAUUAUUAUUAUCGUUCACCUGUAGCUGUCGUUGAUAGCAUCACCCACAACCCCGCCUCUUGCAGCCAGCCCUGGUGCAGACGGAGCCCCAGCGCCCGGUGACGGCCCAGCGGGGGGCGGGGGACCUGUCACUUCCUCUGACCUGUGGAGGAGAACACGGUCCUCUGGGGAGGGGGGGAGGGUAACCCCGGACAUCCAGAUGUUUUCCCCGCAGGCCCCUCCUCGCAGCUCCUCCCAGAGCCUUUUGUAAACUAAUUUCUUUUCGUCACUACUUUGCAUCCGUGAAAUGAUUCUUUUUUUUUAAAAAAAACACACACACACACAACAAAUCACCCGGGAAUAGUAGACGUAGUUGUCUCCCAGCGAUGCUGGUUUUUCUCUCUCUCUCUCUCGUGCGGUGUUCACCAUCCCUAGAGGCCCUUUGAUGUUCAGGUGCGUGUCGCUGGCCCUGACGUCGGGCUGGAUCAUCGUGUUCCAGGUCUGUUGACAGCCUCGCGUGGUGGUGUGUGUGUCCACAGCCCGGCUGCUCCCUGCAUCGGAGCACAUGGUUGCUAGCUACCCCCUGGGGGUUCUUUUUCCGUCGAUGUAUUUUCUGUCUUUGGGAAAGUGCUCAAAACAAAACAACACACAAAAAAAUUUUUUUUUUUUAACGGUCGGGUUAUCAGGAACCCUUACAAAAUAACAAAACAGAUACUGCGCCAAAUACAGUCUCUUUCCCCCCGUCGUUUUUAACGCGUGCCCCCUUCUUGCUAUUAUUGUGCAGAUUCGUUCGUUUCCCAAGGCCUUGUGAGACGGCCAGCAGACUUGCAUGCUCAACAAGUUUGUUUCUUCUCCUUUUUUUUUUUUCUUCUUCAAGUCGGAGUAGCUAUGACUCAGACCCAACCGGCUUCUCUUAUGUAACGUCCGCAGGCGGGCAGCCUGUGUCCCUCAGAGACGCGUGCAAAGAAUCCACACGACGGUGGCCUGUUGUAUAGACGUGGACCCGGGCGCUUGAUCCCCAGCUGGAGUUUGAGCUCAGAGAUGGUACACGUCGCUCCAGCCGGCGUGUGACCUAAUUUGUGGGAGCUAUCUGUUAUGGUUUGCAAUCUCGACACAGAUAAGCUUAAAAAAAAAAAAGAAGAAUGUUCUAGAAUGUUCUAGAACCGUCCUGCUGCUGUUCUGUGUCCGUCUAUCCAGCUGUGGAAAAGACAGCCUGUGGUGGUUUUUUUUUUUUUCCUGCUGAUGGUGAACGGGGUGUGGGGGUGGGGAAAGACAGCCAGCAGCCUGUCGGGGCUGUGUUUGGAUGGAGGUGACGCCCCAUUAAAAAAAAUAAUAAUAAGAUUUGCAUGAGUCUGCCUGGCCCCUGGGUGGCCUCUGCGGGAGACUGGCAGCUGGAAAGUGUUGAUCGGAGGGGUUAUUUUUCUGGCUUUCCGUGA